This is a messenger RNA of Marchantia polymorpha subsp. ruderalis, 4543 nucleotides long. Lineage: Eukaryota; Viridiplantae; Streptophyta; Marchantiopsida; Marchantiales; Marchantiaceae. The record is from the annotation of a GenBank genome assembly.
GGGGAGGGGGGCAGUGAUUCCAGAGUCAGCGAUGGGGUAAAUUCGACGGGAGGAGUGCUCGACGUACGCGGAGGUGGAGGAGGAGGCGAGAGCGGCUGAUUGAUUGAUUGAUUGAUUGAUGCGAGGGGCGGCCUCUACAGAGGCCUCGUUGUCAGGAGCGAGGGGCGGAAAGAUCGAACGAACGAGGCGAGGGAGGAAGGAGGGCAGAAGGAGGGCAGUGGAUCGAGCGGAGGCGAGUGGAGUCGGGAACUCGGGGCUGGAGCGAGUCGGGCUGAGGGCGGCACUCCACUCCGUUGGAGGUUCUGUUGGCAGGCAAGGCAGGCAGGCACCCCGAGGGCCCGGGGAGGUUUUUGUUCGCAUGCGCGGAUGGUUGUUGCUGUCGUUGUUAGUGAGCGGAGAUGGCGCUGAUUAGUCCUUAAAUGAAGGUGGACCGAAUGAUGCUGCGGUGACGAGCAUCGGUGGAGCUUUUCGGGCGAGCGAGCGAGCGAGUCGUAACUCCACUGCUCGACGUCGGGGUUCAUGUAGGUCCGAGAGUGGACUGUAUAGGCACACCUUUUCCCGUUCGCAUUGCUUCUUGCCACGCGCUGGUGGUCCCGAGUGCGGUUAUCUCUAUUGGACGCUGGGAGAAGAGUGUUAUGGCCGCAGUGAUGGGUUGAAGCCGGAGGCCGAGAGACCUAGCGCGCUCAUUGCGGCAUUCAUACUCCCUCGUCAACACUAUCUUCUCCUUUUCCCGUCCCUGCCAUCUUUUUCCUCUCUCCGUGGGACUGGUCGUCUUGGCUUCGGCUGCCCCCGCCGCGGGAUCUCCUCGCCUCUCUGAUCUCUCUUCGCAGAGAAGGCACAUUUCGAAGGUUUGGGUGGUGCUCUGCCAAUAAGAGCCGGUUCGUUCUCUGUAACGCUCGCCGAGUCCUCGGGCGCAAAACUCUCAAGCGUGCGUGUGUUUCUCGGUGGACGCCUCGUGUACGAGCUUUCUCGCUCUUGGGCCGCUACGGUUUCCGGAGCGCCGAGGUGUCAUCUUUGGCACGGGUUGCCCCACUGCGAAGUUCGUGUCGCUGCACACCGACGACGACGACUACCCUUUUGAAACGCCCGUCUCAGUCGCUUCGUUUACCGCUUCUUCGGUCGUACGAUCACUAAGUUGCUCCGCUUUAGGUCACGGAUGCUCAUGAAGUGCUUUCAGCCCGAAAAUAUUUCCCGGGUCACAGACCAAGAACCGCAGUCGAGGCCUGGAGGAUCGAAUGAUUUGUUUCUGAACUGAAGCAGGCGGCGACUGAUUCGGAAACCUUAUCUUAAACCUUUCCGGUCGACGAGCCACGUUUGUAGCCUCAAACGUUUCACCUCUACCGCGAACACGAAGAGGAAUUCUGACAGUAAUUUCCAAGGCUUUGAGGCGGGAGGGCUGCUCUCCUCAGAUCUGGAGGUUUUCUCAGUGCAAUUCGCCGAGAUAUCUCAGGAGGUUACAUUCCUGGAUUUGUUCCAACUGUGCUUUUCAACCGGCCUGUUGUCUCGAUGAUACCUUGGUCUCGGAUGAUUUCUUGAGACGCCGCGUGGUCCGACGAUUGCGAAUUUGUUCACGGCGGGUUCAAUCAAAGAGCUACAGAUCUGAAGACCAUGUAGUAGUUGGACGAUUGAGAAUUUGAUGCGACGAUGGCUCAAAAUUCACAGAGUUUUUGUCUUGCGCAAACCUGUGUCUCAUGAAGACUGGAGGUCAGUAGUCUGUCGGACAGGGGCGAGGUGGACAGGAAGCGGUUCUCUAAUGUCGGCGAUGUCGGUUGUGUAUUAUGACCUAUGUGGUCUGGUUGGACUGGACUACACUGGAUGCGGUAGUACCAUGAAAGACAGUUGCAGGUGCUCUCGUGCCUGAUUUUCUCCACUGUCGAAGAUCGUAUGAACUUGACAGUCGGAGGAGAAACAGACUACAGUGCUCGAUGAAGAGAUGUCGGUUUCUUGACCUAGCGGGUGUGUCUCCAUGACGGGAAGCAUUUCGAUGGGGAAAUGAUAAAAAUCGAUUGACGAGACGAGACUGUGAAACUAGAGAAACUCCGGGUCUAUACAGCGAGUCAAAAUAGGUUGCUCAACUUCUAAGGUUUUAGGCUGCAACCAAAAGUCAGCCAAAACGGGGUCCCUCUGUUGUGUGGCCGCAAGGCCACACGGAUCCGCUGUCAGCAACGACAACUGGUCUAAUGGGGCUCGUGAGCCGCACUGGCGCACCAACGGCGGGUUUUCACCUCCUCUCAAUAGUCGAUGGGAAAAUAAAUCGCAGCCCGAGGAAUUGGCUGCAGCCGCGAGCGCUCUUCAGCUGCAAAGGCAGUCGUUCUCAUCCAGUAGCCGGGGAAGUAGGAGCAACAGUCGAGCGGGUAGUGCAAGAUUCCUCGGCCAUCAGCGAAACAUCUCUGGGAGCAUGUUCUCUCACAGUGGAAGCCCUUCCGAAAGCUUCCGUGCUCCUCACUGGAAUCCACUUUCUUCGUCGAGUGGCCACAUGGAAAACUAUAUAGCUGCUGCUUCAGAUUCGAUUUCCAGUCCGUCAAUAACCAUCAUUUCUUCCAAGGAGGGUUGUCUUUCUGGCAAUUUCUCGACCGUGUCAAAUACACCAGAGUCUACCCCAUCCUCCUACGUCGGCGAAUACUCUCACGCAUCAGCUGCGUGUCAGCCGUCUUCCUCUCAGCGACAGCAGCCAGGCAGUCAUUGUUUCCUGUCAAAGUCAGCAUUUUCCAUGGGUUCGCAUCCUCAUCUAACGAGGCAAACGUCCGACAGCAGAAUCCAUGGGGUUGGUAGCAGUCGAACGGCUGAGGGCCGGCACGAAGGAAGACAUUCUUUCCGAUGGUCCGGGAGCAGCGGAGGGGAGUCUAGUGUGGGCUCGCUUGGUGGUGCUUCGGAUUGGUGGUCUAUGCAAACGUUUUCCGAGCUUGUUGCCUCCUCCCGUAGAGAGCGACUCCGGUGGACAAGUGCCAGUAGUCCAUCGGAUUUCGGUUGGGGAUCAACUCGGGAAAGCUUUGAUCGUGGCUUGCUGGUCAUGGACAGAAUUCGUGCAGGGACCACUCAAGCGACUUCAUCUUCUCCUCGCGCUGAAGCUCAAGCAUGUGGUGUGUGCUCACGACUUCUAUCUCAACGAUCUCCCUGGAGCUCCUACAGGAUGGUGGGAAGCAGUGAUUGUACAGUAGUGGGUGUUCUAGUUUGUGGUCAUGUAUAUCAUGGUGAGUGCUUGGAGCAGGCCACUCCCGAGGCCAAACGACAAGAUCCUCCUUGUCCUCGUUGCGGAGCAGCAGAGAAGGCAGCCCAAAAGUCAACGAAUAGCGUAGAGCCCGCGCAGUUGGCUAAAGGAAGUGGCUCGAAGACGAGCAGUGUGCAGAGUCAGUCAUCAUCCAGGAACAAACUCUCUAGGAUUGGCGUUGCAACAGACGAUAUUUCUGGACCUGAAUUUUCUUCAAGGCAUUCAUUCAGUGAGGGAGGAAAAUCAGUGUUGCCGACAUCAUUAAGCGAGAAGUUAUCUCUUGGGAAAUCCCUGUCCAGACGACAAUUCUCGUUCAGAAACAGGUCUGCGAAAGAAUCUAGUGGUGGGGAUGCUGUGUCCAAGAAACCUGGUUCUCCUGCCCGAGUGUCUCCUGACAGCUCAUCAGAAGACCAAUCGACCUCGACCGUUUCCCAACUCAAAAAACUUCGUUCCAACUCUUUCAGAUAUUUGAAGAAAAGGUAAUAUAAAGACAUGUUUUUUCUCUCUUUUCUCUUCUACCCAAGUAAGCCGCGCUAGGGUGAAGAAUUGUACAUUCCAGCCAUUCUUCUACCAUUCCUUGCAGUUUUUUCUUGUAUACCAUAAGCUGAGGGUUACGGAAAAGAUUGCAUUAGACCACAUUAACGAGCAAGCUCGAUAGGCAUCUGAAAAGCACAACCCAGGUCAAGAGAAGUAGACGCAAACAAACUAUUGAUUUUUGUAACAAGAAGUUCGUGCGAGACUGUCGUCUGCAGCCGCUUCCAACUAGUACCAAUCCUUUAGAAAUUUUGAUCCGUAUCUUUAAGGGUUGGCACUGGAACGAGCUCUUCCAGGAAGUCUCGAAGGUCACGUGUUGGACACCCUCCGUCUAGAGGGAAACAACGAGACUUGUACAUGUUGAUUCAAGUUAAGAUCUUCGUUCUUCCAAGAAUUUAGAAGAGCUGGACUCUGGAAGAAGUUCGAGAAUUUCUGGAAGUGCUUGUUGAAGAUCAAUCCUGGAUGAAUCUGCUAGUUGAUGGGGAUGCUGCUCACGUUCAUUAUGAAGGUAAUUGUUGGCGAUGGUGUACCGUUAUCUUCGCGUCGGAAGCUGUUGUAUGUGUCCCUUGUUUUUUUAUUGUAAGGGACACCAAACUGUCCUCCAAGCCUUCUCACAAUCUAAUUGUACCUUCACAGUCAUUGAACUCAUUAUCGUGGAUGAGUGUAGUGUGUAGUUCAUGCUUUCCCUCAAUCACUGGCUGGAGGCGCAAGCAUGCUGUAUUUUGCAAGCUGCCAUACAUUUGAAUGGUACGACUGAGGCUAGCCCUUGGCAAACAGAAAUUGUGGCCACUUGCAUUGGCU